Drepanopeziza brunnea f. sp. 'multigermtubi' MB_m1 is the source of this 3183-nucleotide messenger RNA. RefSeq lists its product as uncharacterized. The record is from RefSeq and is a predicted model, not a curated record. NCBI's taxonomy places the organism in Eukaryota, Fungi, Ascomycota, Leotiomycetes, Helotiales, Drepanopezizaceae. Gene Ontology annotation, cellular component: cytoplasm.
AUGGCCGAAACAGCAGAACCGCAGUUCACCUCCCUCCAAGCCCGCAUCGCAGCCCUCAACCAGCAAAGCAAUGGCAAACCCAUAGGCCCAUCCGCCGCUCCUGUCACUAAACGACCGCCCGCUCCCUCUCCCCCCACCGACCGACCUCCUCUACCAAGCAGACACUCGGUCAACAACCCACCUCUCGCAAGCGUGGGCUCCUCCGUCUCCCAAAGACCCAGCAAUCAGCCCCUCGGAGCAAGAGGCCAAGCCCUCCUCCCACCCCCACCCGUCGACCGCGACCAGAUAACUGCUCAAUCAACAGCGGAUUCUCCUCCUCUCCCAGCCCGCAAUGCACCGCCUCCUCUGCCUAUCCGCAAAGCAUCGCAGCCGAGCCCAGCGCUGCCUCCUCGCAAGGUAUCUACGCAGGUAGUGCCCACGACGCAGAUGGUGCGGAGGGGCUCCAAUGAGUCAACUAUGUCCCACAGCUCGGUGGUGUCAGGCAUGAGUCUCAGGUCGGGUGCUGCCGCCGUCAGGUCUGGCGAGGGGAGGAAACUCCCGCCUAUGCUGGGCGAAGCCAAACUCCCUCCUCUGCCACCUACGAAGCGGGAACGGGAGGAAACAGACAGGGUUGCGAAGAGAGAAAUUUCAGAACGGAGAUUGACGGACAAAGAGGCCGAGGCGACGAGGAGACAGACAGAUGUGUCGAGGUUUGAGAAGGUGCCCCUGGUGAAAGUCAGAUCUGCGCCUGUGGUGCCUAUCAGGCCACAGAAUGCCACGGCAAGGUCGGCGCCUAGUCUUCCUGUGAGAGAGAUACUGCCCAAGGCGGAAGAUGCAGCGCCUAGGCUGCCGCCGAGAUCGAGUGGACCACCGAAAAUACCUGAGAGGCCUACGAAUGGAAGUGGGGAUUGUGCUGUCGGCGAGACGCCGCAACCGCAGCCUGUGAGACGAUUACCCCCUCCUAGCGCGGCUACGAAGUCCAUUUUACAGAUGGGUUUUAGAAAUAAGCAGAAGGAAACUCCGAAUAUCGAGACUCCGGCACCAAGAUUGCCGGUUUCGAGACCAGGGCCUGCGGUGGUGGAACUUAACAAGGAUAACUUCCAUAGCGCCAUUGAGGGCAAGUAUGCCCUGGUAGAUUUCUAUGGACCGCGGUGCUCGGAUUGCGUCAGGCUGGAGCCGACCUAUACCAAAGUCGGAGAGGACUGGGCGUUUGCGUCUGAUAAAUUGAUUAUCGCCAAGAUCAAUGGGGCCGAGAGUGGUGUUUUGAUGCACAAGUAUGGCGGGAAUAGGUAUCCUGCCAUUGUCUUCUUCGACGGAAGCGGUGGUCCCCCAGAGAAGUUCUCUUGGCCCGAUUACCCGCAGCCGUGGAAAGUUGAAUCGUUUACGCAAUUCUUGGAAGAGCGGACGGGGAUGAAGGUCGAAGACGGGCUGAGAAUGAAGCCGAAUGGUGGUGUACCGCCACCCAUCAACAUGAGCUCGAAGCCAUCCGCGAGGGAGGUCAAGGCUGUUUGGGCGCGACCUACCUCCCCUGUAAAAUCGGGCUGUCUGAAAUGCAGAGACUUCUCGGGGCCGGACACAGUCGCGGCGCAGUAUCCAAGAGAAUCACUUCCUCGGAGCCAUGAUCUCACUGGAUAUCUGGCAGAUGUGCUCUGUACUCCCUUCUCAUCUGCUACAGAUAAGGCGAGAGCGAUAUUUACGUGGCUGCACCAUAACAUCGCUUAUGAUGUCGGCGCAUUCUUUGGCAACCGCGUUAAGCAUGUUGAGCCCAAAGAUACCAUCACGACUGGCGUGGCUGUCUGUGGAGGCUACGCUGGUCUGUUUACAGCCAUUGCGCUGAAAGCCGGUAUGGAAGCCAUCGUGGUCACAGGACAUGGUAAAGGCUUCGGCCACACAGCUCUUAAACCCGGCGAGCGGCCACCACCCCCCGACCCAUCUGGACAUGCAUGGAACGCCGCUCGUAUCGACGGUGGAGAGUGGAAACUCCUCGACCCAUGCUGGGGCGCGGGAAACGUCAGCGGCAGCAACUACAACAAAUGUUUCACCCCUUCUCAAUUCACCAUGUCUAAUGCCGACUUCGGCCUCAAGCACUUCCCCGCCGACGCCUCUCACUUCUUCCUCACCGGGGGCCGCAUCCCCACCUGGGACGAGUACAUGAUCGGUCCGGUCGGCGCGGAACCGCUCCAGAUUUUUGGUGACGCCGAAACCAAGAACUUUCUCGACGUGAACUCCUUCUCGCCCCCGCAGAAGCACAUCAGGGUAUCCGGGGCGGCAGGGGAGGAGACGGUGCGUUUCCAGUUCAGCAAAAUGUGCGAGCACUGGGACGACGAGAGGAACGGGAUGGGCAAGCCGUACCUGAUGGUCCUGAAGGUGGAGGGCUUGGAUGGGAGGAAGACGGAGUUCGUGCCGUUUGAGCGGACGGAGUUCUGGUGGUAUCUUGAUAUCGAGGCGAGGGAGUUGGGGGCGCCCGGGCAGACGGUUAGCGUGUUCUCGGUUAAUUCUGUGGAGGGGAGGGACGCGAGGGGGUUGAGUCGGGAGGAGUAUCUGCGGAAGAAGGGGAGGGUGGCUAUGGGUCCAUUUGGCGGCAUUGCGGCUUGGGACUUGGACCGGACAGGAAGUGGUUGUGCAUGGGCAUCUUGUUUGAUAGAUGGCUCGGCACCCGUCCCGGCAGAACAGAACAGAAAAUGGCAGGAAGCAGCCAUUCAAACAGAUGUUGCGAAAUGUGUCGUUCUUGAAAUUGUGUUUUUAUUUCUUGUAAUGACAACUUCUCUCUCCCUCUCUUCCUCUCUCCCUCCCUUCCUCCCUCCCUUCCUCCCUCCCUUCCUCCCUCCCCCUCUUUCUCCUCUCUUCCUCUCUUCCCCCCCUCUCCUCCUCCCUUCCUCUCUUCCCCCCUUCUUCCCCCCUCCUCCCCUCCCCCUUCCCCCCUUCCCCAACUCCCUCAUAAGUCAAACCAAAAGGAGACACGUAGUAUUCGUAUUCAUAUUCGUUUACCGUCCACGGGUCGCUUCAAGCGAAGCCCCAGACGCGUAUAGCGCCAGAGCAGAUCUCGAGCGAAUGGUACAAGAGUACAAGUACAAGAGUACAAGUUCCAGCAGCGGUUGUUUCCUCCUGUGGAGAGUUGAUACGGUGGGUAAGCACGGAGCUGAGUUGGUUCGUGACAGGGCAGAGCUGCCAGGCUUGGCUAAGGAGCGGUGGCUCUUCGGUUAG